GCUGCGAGCUGUCUGCCAGCACCAAAUCCUAUACGUUUCAGGUGGACAAGGAAGAUGACUCCGACCACAUUUUGGCCCUGUCUGUGGUCUGCCUCACGGACGGUGCCAAGGACGAGUGCAACGUGGUGGAGGUCGUCGGGCGAAACCAUGAGAACCAGGAGAUCGCUGUGCCUGUGGCGAAUCUGAAGUUGUCAUGCCAGCCCUUGCUAAGUCUGGACAACUUCAAGCUGCAGCCUCCAGUGACCUUCCGCCUGGCAGCGGGCUCUGGCCCAGUGCACCUCGCAGGCUGGCACCAAGUCGUGCACAGGGAAGAUGCUUCCUUUGAGGAGGAUGAUGACUUGUCAGAGGAGGAGGAGGAGCUUGCUCCUAUCAUGCCAGCCAAGAAGUAGAGGAGGAAACAGUAACUUACCUCCAGGCAAGGUACUCGUUUGGACUUCUCUCCCUGGACGGCUUUUACCUCAGACUCGGACACCUCUUGACAGGACCUCAGUGUUUGCUGCUUUGUUUGUUUUUGGUUUUGUGGUUUUUUUUCUUGUAACUUUUUGGGGAGCCGGGGCUGCUCCCAGCACUGGGGUGUCUCCUUUCCCACAGACCUGGGAGGUUGAUCCCAAAACUGGAUGGAUGCUGCUGGUAUAUCCUCUCUCCCCCAUCACUGUGUUGGGAGUUGGGGAUGGAGGAGGCGAUCCUUGCCCUGUGCCUUUUUUCUGUCCUGAACCUCUGCUCUGUGCACCCCCUCUCCCUAGCUCUGAAACACCCAGUCCUGACCCCUUCCCCAGCAGAUGGAUGUAAAGCCAGUGGUCAGACAGUUUCACUGAUUCUAGUGUUUUUUCUUUUCUUUACUCACAAUUUGAUGAUUUUUUAUACA
Messenger RNA from Tauraco erythrolophus (red-crested turaco), 865 nucleotides. The record is from RefSeq and is a predicted model, not a curated record. Lineage: Eukaryota; Metazoa; Chordata; Aves; Musophagiformes; Musophagidae.